Molecule: messenger RNA, 309 nt
Organism: Peniophora sp. CBMAI 1063
Lineage: Eukaryota; Fungi; Basidiomycota; Agaricomycetes; Russulales; Peniophoraceae
Source: the annotation of a GenBank genome assembly
AUGGCCGACAGCUUGGCGCCGGAAUGCACGCCACUCAAGCUCGAAUAUGACGCUUGCUUCAAUACCUGGUUCGAAGGUUAUUUGGAACCCGCCGUGGCCGCCUCCUCGUCCGACCAGCGCACCCGCGCCGCAUACUCGAAGGCGAAAGCGGAGGAGUAUCAGCAGAAAUGCGGAAAGGUCUGGUUGGGCUAUCGCGAAUGCGUACAGAAAGCUAUUGCGGACAAGGGCUUGACCGAACUCUUGGACCAGGCGCAAAAGGACAACCCUCUGAAGGAUUCCUCCGCGAUACCUUCAAACCAUUCAUCGUAA